Messenger RNA from Dracunculus medinensis (Guinea worm), 1389 nucleotides. The record is from the annotation of a GenBank genome assembly. NCBI's taxonomy places the organism in Eukaryota, Metazoa, Nematoda, Chromadorea, Rhabditida, Dracunculidae.
AUGUUGGAAACAACGGCACAAUUUAUCGGUAUUAUUUACAUUAUAACGGGAACGAUCGGCUUUUUGUUCAAUAUAAUAACAUUACUGAUGAUUGCUGUUAAUCGCGCAUUUCGCUUAUCUGCAUAUACAAUGAUGGCUAAUUUGGCCUUGGCUGAUGCCAUUAUGAUGGUAAUUGCUGGAAUAGUCUGUGGAUUUCGGAUUGUUUCAUCAAAAAAUCAUUGGCUAUUAAAUGUUGAAUCAAUAUCGCAAAUGGAAAGAUCAAAUUCGUCAGAGAUUGAUCGAAACUUCUUACCACCAAAAACUUAUCAGAAACAGUUUUUGCAAGGAGAUGAUCAAUCACAAUUUAAUGACUUUUCAAAGGAUUGGAACGAUGCUAUCUCACAGAACAUAUCUGAAAUCAUUGAAGUUUUCGCUGUUAAAAUACUGUCUUUCGCGUUAAUUAUCGCUUGGACCGCCAGUAUAUGUAGUUAUGCAUUCCUUGGACUUAAUCGAUGUAUUGCGAUUUGCUUUUAUCGGACAAGAGCCAAGACUUUCAAUAGAAUUUCAACAGCUCUAAUUUGUUCCGGAAUUACAUGGGCCAUUGGUAUUUUUACAGCUUGUUUGGGCACUAUACCGGAUUCGUUGAUCGGUUACCGCAGUGAUAUGUUAACGAUUAGCAUUUUCUUAACAAUUACGCUAUUUCUUAAUUUUACAAGUAUUUCUGUACAAUGGAUUUGCUCAACACUUGUGAUGAGAAAAAUUAUUAUGGUUCGCAAAAAAAUUAGCCAUAAUAAAUUAAAUGUCAAUAGUGCCAACAGAUUCAAAAAGCAAGCGAGAUUAACAUUUCAGUUCUUUUAUCCAUCUAUGAUAUGUACUAUAUCAUCGAUUAUAUAUUUCGCAAAACCGUUCUUAACAAAUAUUUUAUCGUGGUGGCAGUUUUUCAUAUUACAUGCGAUUUGGUUAUUUCAUCAUAUGUGCAAUCCAUUUAUAUAUGCAUAUUUUAAUGAAUGCAUGCGAAAAUCAUAUCAAAGCUGGCUAACCUGUAGUAAAAUUCGCUUAUGUAUACGAAGAUACAAACGAAGAUUUAUAAAUUUGCAUGGACGCCGAUUCACUAAUGCGAGGCGACAAAAUUAUUCAGUUGAUAACCAAUUAUCAAAACGAUCAACAAAAUACCAAAGUAAUUUUGUACGAAAUAGUUUGCAACUUCAAAGUCGAAACUUUGAACAAUUAUGUGAAUUUAUGAUGCGGGUUAAUCCAAUGAAUUAUGGCAGCGAAGGAUGGACAGAAAGUAGCGAUGAAGAAGAAAAAAAUUUCACUGAAAAGCACAUGUCAAAAUCGAAUGGACAAACAACUGUUCUCAAAUUUAGUAGAAAAAAUUUAAAGAAAUGUGCGCAAAAUGCUAGCUUAUAG